This is a messenger RNA of Prunus dulcis (almond), 1000 nucleotides long. RefSeq names its product RING-H2 finger protein ATL7-like. Bases 91 to 702 code for a protein of 203 amino acids. The record is from RefSeq and is a predicted model, not a curated record. The transcript has 3 exons. NCBI's taxonomy places the organism in Eukaryota, Viridiplantae, Streptophyta, Magnoliopsida, Rosales, Rosaceae.
UUUUUUUCCAGCUUCGUUUAGUUAUUGGGGCUUGUGAGUCUUUGUUUUGGUUUUGGGACUUUUGGGUGAGAGAAGUAGGAAUUUGCAGAUAUGGGUUCGGGUAUGAACUUGGUCACUACUGUUAUUGGUUUUGGUAUGAGUGCAACAUUUAUAGUAUUCGUUUGCACAAGAAUCAUUUGUGGCAGGCUAAGAGGUGGCGAAUCACGGCCUAUGUUCGAGAUUGAAUCAAGGAUUGAUGUUGAGCAGCCAGAGCAUCAGGCCAGUGGCCUUGAACAAGUUGUGGUUUCUGCAAUCCCUACCAUGAAGUUUGAUCAUAAAGCUUUCAGCUCCUUGGAAGAUGCGCAGUGCUCAAUAUGCUUGGGGGAGUACCAAGAGAAAGAAGUAUUGCGAAUCAUGCCCAAAUGCGGCCACAGUUUUCAUCUCUCUUGCAUUGAUACAUGGCUGAGGAAACAGUCUACCUGUCCAGUUUGCCGUUUGCCAUUAAAAGAAUCCCUUGGAAUAAAACAUGUGAGAUCAGCAACGUUUAGCAUGCCUCGAUCGUUUGAUGAUUCUGAGGUUUCAACUGAACAUUCACAACUGUGGCUAUUACCUGGCUCUGAGCGUUCAGCAGGUAAUGUUAGCAACCAAGGGCAUUCAGAAUCUGCUCCUGGAAACCCCUCCGAACCGACUCCAUCUAGAGAACCAGAAACAACGCCACGAUAGAAUGAAAGAGUUUGAUCCAGAGAACCAGUAAAAACCACAUGGUAGGCCGGGUAGGUUGAUUGGAGAUUCUCAUACCUUGCACAGAAUGUUAUUAUCCGUUGUAGAUGGUACGAGCGGCGGAGGUUGUGCUAAAUCACUGUGACAAAAUUCUGAAUUUUUGCGUAGAAAGUUGGAAAAUGGAGCUUACAAAUAUAAUCUGAUUUCUGUAUAUAUAAAGUUUGUCCACAGAAGUUGAGUGUUCAUACUCUGUUUUGAGCCAUUCAUUCUACUCAUUGUGAGAGUACAUCUUUUCUAAGAA